CAGCGACUUUCGACUUUGUUCGUCAAGAAUCUACUUAUUCUCAGAGAAAGACCCUUGAUAAAGAUUGUCAUGGAUCUUCCGGCUGUUCUUCUGCUCAUACUGGUAGCGGUUCCCUGCACAUCUGCAAGAAAGUGUGAGAACUAUCAGUUUACCUGUGCAAAUGGAAUUUGUCUCAGUAAAUGGUACCGUUGUCGGUACGGAGAUGACUGUGGUGAUACCUCAGAUGAACAACAGUGCCACCCUGAGUGUUGGUCCUGCCGGGGCUUAAACCCUCCACCUCCCGCACAACAGUCCGGUGCUGUACCAAUUGAGCUAACCAGGAGACGGUUUCUCACGUAAAAUAUGGACCAAAUAGGGAAAACGAAGGCUGCUCCUAUCGUUAUAUCUACUGACUACGUAGGAUAUUUUCCUUCAGCUAUCAUUUGAGUUGAUGUAAUUGUUUUUGUUUGCUUGUUUUAAAUUGCAAAGUAGUAAAGCAAGUCCUAGUUAUUAAAUAUGUCUUGAUUUUGAGAUUGUUUUCUCGCUGUUUUAUACUCGAAUCAUUUACGUGGAAAUAAUAGCUCGGCGUAAGUGUCUUUUUUUGUCUUUUAUACAUUUAUCUGCUUUAUGUGUUCGCUUAUUUAAGCAUUUCUUUAUCUUAUGCCAUUUAUACUUUUCUUUAACUAUUUCAGUACAAUGAUAAUCACACUUUGUCAAAGGAAAGCCUAAAAGUUACCUGCUUAGGGCAUUUAUGUGUAUGGGCGUGGAAUCUGUUUUCGAACCCUUUUUUUUUCUUUCAAAACAAAUUGUGGACCGUCUCUAGCAUACCAAACAUUUACCAGAGACAAUUCGUAAUGUUUUUCUUAUGUCAUUUAGCGUUCAAAUUAAGUUCUGAAAACGAGUAAAGUUUGGCGUCUUUCCCAUUGCUUGGGAUUUAUUACUAAACGCAGGGGAGUAUAAAAACUACAAGUACAACGACAAGAGAAUUUAAACUCUCUUGACAACGUUUAAUGAAUGUUGGAAAAAAACAAGGGAAAACCAACUGGGUUUGCUCUUCUCAAAAUGGAAAGCAUUUAAAUACAUUUACUUAAUUUUCUGACAUUGUAUAGGAAAUAACUCAACACUUUCCUUAACUGUCUGUGCUUUGUUUUUUUUUCAACAUGGGGAUGCACGACAGUGUAAUUGCCGGUGAA
This is a messenger RNA of Stylophora pistillata, 1172 nucleotides long. RefSeq names its product complement component C8 beta chain-like. The record is from RefSeq and is a predicted model, not a curated record. NCBI's taxonomy places the organism in Eukaryota, Metazoa, Cnidaria, Anthozoa, Scleractinia, Pocilloporidae. Gene Ontology annotation, molecular function: protein binding.